Myxocyprinus asiaticus (Chinese sucker) is the source of this 3166-nucleotide messenger RNA. Its product is annotated as myotubularin-related protein 8-like. The record is from RefSeq and is a predicted model, not a curated record. The transcript has 14 exons. Gene Ontology annotation, biological process: negative regulation of autophagy; dephosphorylation. Gene Ontology annotation, molecular function: phosphatidylinositol-3,5-bisphosphate phosphatase activity. The coding region runs from base 114 to 2015 and encodes 633 amino acids. Lineage: Eukaryota; Metazoa; Chordata; Actinopteri; Cypriniformes; Catostomidae. Gene Ontology annotation, cellular component: nuclear envelope.
AGUCCUCGUACCAGAGAGGAGCGUAGUAACAUAGUACAAUUUCCUGUAAAACAUGAUAACUGUAUAUGCAACGAAAGUUUAACUUGGACAGAUGGUGAUAACCGAGCGAGAAGAUGGAGCACAUAAUAACGCCAAAGGUGGAGUAUGUGAAACUACAGAACAGGUACCCAAAAAAGAAGUCUCCACUUGGAACUCUUUACCUGACUGCUACUCACCUUAUCUAUGUGGAACAAACCAACAACACGCGCGAAGAAACAUGGGUGCUACAUCAUCACAUUGCAUCUGUAGAGAAGCUUCCACUAACCUCAUCCGGAUGUCCACUCCUGAUCCGCUGUAAAACCUUCCAGCAGCUUCAUCUGAUGUUUCAAAGAGAGAGAGAGUGUCAGGAUGUCUACCAGUCACUGCUGCACCUCUCUCAACCAGUCAAAGAGGAGGAAUUGUAUGCGUUUCUCUAUAAUCCGCACCAAAGCCAGGAGGACAGGCUGCGGGGUUGGGAACUCAUCGAUGUGGCGAAUGAUUUCAUCAGGAUGGGCCUCUCCAAUGAAUACUGGGAGAUCAGCCACCUCAACAGGAACUAUGAGAUCUGUAGCACUUAUCCAUCUGUCCUAGGACUCCCCAAAAGUGUCAACCUGGCUAUUGUAACAGGCAGUGCCAAAUUUAGGAGCCGAGGCAGACUGCCUGCUCUGUCUUACUAUCACAAAGAUACAAAGGCUGCGAUCUGUCGCUGCAGUCAGCCAUUGUCUGGUCUGAACUCUCGCUGCGUGGAAGAUGAGCAGAUGCUUCAGGCCAUCAGCCAAGCGAACCCCAACUGCCCUUUUAUAUAUGUAGUGGACACACGGCCUAAGUUAAAUGCAAUGGCUAACCGUGCAGCUGGUAAAGGCUAUGAAAAUGAGGGCAACUACUCCAGUGUCAGAUUCCACUUCCAAGGGAUUGAAAACAUCCACGUCAUGAGAAGCAGCCUGCAGAAACUGCUGGAGGUGUGUUCUCUGAAGUCCCCAUCCAUGAGUGACUAUCUGACAGGGCUGGAGAACUCGGGCUGGCUGAGGCACAUCAAAUCUGUGAUGGAUGCGGGUGUGUUCCUCGCCAAGGCUGUUUCUGAGGAGAGGGCAAGUGUGUUAGUGCAUUGUUCAGAUGGUUGGGACAGAACCACGCAGGUAUGCUCUCUGGCUUGCAUUCUGCUGGACCCAUACUACAGAACCCUCAAAGGAUUCCUGGUUUUGAUAGAAAAGGAUUGGAUCUCUUUUGGUCAUAAAUUCAGUCACAGGUGUGGCCAUCUGGACAACGAUCCAAAGGAAGUGUCUCCCGUGUUUACUCAGUUCCUGGAGAGUGUGUGGCAGCUAUCAGAACAGUUCCCCUGCACGUUUGAGUUCAACGAAAGUUACCUCAUAGAAAUCCACAACCAGGUCUAUGCCUGCCAGUACGGAAACUUUAUCGGCAAUUGUCAGAAAGAGAGGCUGGAAAUGAAGUUGCAUGAAAAGACCUUUUCCUUGUGGCCGCACCUUCUGGAGAACCAGCAUCAGUAUCGAAACCCCUUGUACCGGCAUUCAUUAAAGAGCACAGUUCUUAGACCCAGCACUUUACCACUGCACUUCAAGUUCUGGUGUGGGAUGUAUAACCACUAUGACAAAGGCAUGCACCCAAGACAGUCUGUUCUAGAACAGCUACUGUCCCUCACUCAGAAGCAGGUAGAAGGAGAGAGGUCCAUGACUGAUCUCCAAAGACAGCUGGCAGUUGCCGAUGGGGUUAUCCCUGAUCUAUCUGGACCAAUGAACACACCUGCAGAAAAGCACAGCGAAAGUGAGAGGACACCCACCACUCCUGUUAUCCAAUCCAGCAGAAGCUGCACUCCUUUGACUAAUGGUGCUGCGGAGGAGGUGGGGCCAGAUUCAGAACAUUGCAAAGAGAAAGAAGGGGUGGAGCCAGCAGCCACCAAACAUGAUCUGACCUCUUCAAAGGACAAACCUGUUUCUGUGGAAACCGAACAUUCCAAAGAGGAGGUGCAGGAAUCCUCUUGAGUCUCCAUAGAAACAGAACAGACAUUUUAACUGAAAACCCCAAAGAACAAAUGUCCAGAGUAUUAGGUAGUCUCAUACAGCACUGUCACCAAAGCAGAGGCCUCUAUAUAGGACCAAAACUAAAAAGAAUAAGAGCUAAAAUGAAACAAACAGCUGCUGCUCACCACACAACAAUUUGCGAUUUGUCUGUUGUUAGAGCUUUUAAGCAGUAGGCACAUAAUUUUGCCUUAUAUUUGUUCACUUGAACAUUCAUGAAACGUUGGAUCAGUUCUUGAAUUUGGGUUUGUUUUCUAGUGUGUAAGGCAUUCAGAUGGACUGUUUGAGUCAAAGCCAUAUGUUUUGACUAUACACUUAUGUGAUUAGAAAUCACCUUAUUAGUAGACCUUGUUUUUGCUUAAAUGCAAUUCUGAUCAAAUCCAACCUUUCUCCCUAUUGUGUGCCAUAGACUGCCCAUUUCAGUUGGAUGUGUUUUUUUUUUUAUAUGUCUGUUUUAAUUUCACUGUUCAGAUAAAAAUGUAAUAAUUUUCUUAACAAUUUUUUUUUUUUUUUUUUUUUUUUACAUGUGCAUUUGAAGAGUUUGAACCCUGAUGCUAAUUGAUUCAGACACAUGAGCAGCUGAUCUGAAAUUUAGGUAGAACACUCUAAAAGAAAUGGAUCAAAUUGACUCACUAUAUGCACCAUAUGCACUAUAUGCCUGUACUGAAAAAAGGGAAACAGCAUGCUUACUGAGUGCUGCAAAUUGAAUGCACUUUGCUAGACUAGAUAGUACUUUUGACCAAGCUUUUGAUUACAUAGUUCUAUAUUUUUGCAGAAUACGUUUUCUUUUAAAGCCUUUUUUAAUAAAGGACUGAAUGUGUAAUGGAAAUGUAGUAUUGACAUUGAGCCCCAACUGCUAUGAGUCUCAAGAGUGUUGCACAUUCUCUAAAAAUGAUUUUGGUUUUGUGUGAACUGCAAGAUCAACACAAAUUUAAAAUGCAUCCUUCAUGAGAAGUCAUAUGGUGAUUUGUUUCAUUUAUUUAUUUUUUUAUUGAUUAAAUGCAACCCAAUAGUGCAAAGGGAAAUUAAAUUGAGCCAGGGGAGAUGUUACCACUGAAAAGUACUGAAAUGAUGCCAAUCUGUGGAUACGUUACAUAUUAAUAUAUAUAUAUAUA